AUGUUAAUAUUACUACUACUAAUUGUGCUGACGACCCUGUUGGUUUUUGCAAAAAUCCAUUAUACCAAAUGGGAACGUUUGGGUUUUGAAUCGGAUAAGGCGGCAAUACCCUUUGGUUCGUUGACCAAGGUUUUCCGCAAGGAACGUCCCUUUGGUUUGGUAUUGUCCGAUAUCUAUGAUAAAUGCCAUGAGAAGGUUGUGGGCAUAUAUUUGUUCUUCAAUCCCGCGCUCUUGAUUCGUGAUGCCGAAUUGGCUAGGCAAAUUUUAACCACCGAUUUUAAUAGUUUUCAUGAUCGUGGACUUUAUGUGGAUGAGAAAAAUGAUCCAAUGUCAGCAAAUUUAUUUGCCAUGGAAGGUCAAUCAUGGCGAUCGUUGAGAAUGAAAUUGACACCCUCUUUUUCGUCGGGUAAAUUGAAGGGUAUGUUUGACACCGUAGAUGAUGUGGGUGAUAAAUUAAUACGUCAUUUAUCGGAAAGGCUGAAGGAUGGUAAAUCGCAUACCUUGGAAAUUAAGAGUAUUUUAACAACCUAUGCCAUUGACAUCAUUGGUUCGGUUAUAUUUGGCCUGGAAAUCGAUAGCUUUAGCCAUCCCGAUAAUGAAUUUCGUGUGCUAAGUGAUCGUUUGUUUAAUAGUAACAAAUCGACUGUACUGGAGAGAGUAAGGGGUUUAAUGAAUUUCAUGUGUCCACCAAUUGCCCGAAUAUUAUCGCGUCUUGGUGCCAAGGAUCCUGUCACCUAUCGCCUGCGUGACAUUGUCAAACGCACCAUAGAAUUUCGUGAAGAAAAGGGUGUGGUUCGCAAAGAUCUGCUACAAUUAUUUAUUCAGCUACGUAAUACAGGGAAAAUUUCCGAUGACAGUGAUAAACUAUGGAAUGAAGUUGAAUCGACUGCUGAAAAUCUAAAAUCGAUGUCUAUUGAUAUGAUUGCAUCAAAUUCAUUCUUAUUCUAUAUUGCCGGAUCGGAGACCACAGCAGCCACAACUUCAUUUACCAUUUACGAAUUGGCCAUGUAUCCGGAAAUACUGAAAAAGGCACAAAACGAAGUGGAUGAAGUUUUGCGAAAACACAAUCUCAAGCCGGAGGGACGUUUGACUUAUGAGGCUAUACAAGAUUUAAAAUAUUUGGAUUUAUGUGUGAUGGAAACCACCCGCAAAUAUCCUGGCUUACCAUUUCUAAAUCGCAAAUCUACUCAGGCUUUUAAAAUACCCGAUUCAAAAUUAACCAUUGAAAAGGGUACGGGCAUCAUCAUAUCCCUCUUGGGUAUACAUCGUGAUCCCAAAUAUUUCCCUAAUCCCAUGGAUUAUAAGCCAGAACGUUUUGCCGAAGAUAGCCAAGAUUAUAGUCCAGUGGCCUUUAUGCCAUUUGGUGAGGGACCUCGUCAUUGUAUUGCUCAGCGCAUGGGUGUGAUAAAUUCAAAGGUGGCCCUGGCCAAAAUCCUAGCCAAUUUCAAUAUUCAACCAAUGCCACGUAAAGAAGUGGAGUUUAAAUUCCAUACUGCACCGGUCUUGGUGCCGGUGAAUGGUCUCAAUGUGGGCCUCUCGAAGAGGUGGUAA
Molecule: messenger RNA, 1551 nt
Organism: Musca vetustissima
Lineage: Eukaryota; Metazoa; Arthropoda; Insecta; Diptera; Muscidae
Product: cytochrome P450 6d1
Exons: 5
Coding region: 1-1551 (516 amino acids)
Molecular function (GO): iron ion binding; monooxygenase activity; oxidoreductase activity, acting on paired donors, with incorporation or reduction of molecular oxygen
Source: RefSeq, a predicted model, not a curated record